CUGGAGACAGUGAAGAACUAUGAGUUCACAAAGAUUAGAAGAGCAGAAGUGUCUGCAGUGAUGUAUGAGAACCAUAACUGGUCGCUGUGCAGCUGAAGGAACCCUGCAUCAGACACGUUCUCUGUGGAGCUCUGAACUGAAGCUGCUGCCUCACUAACCAGGUCCUGCUGGAUUCACCGGGACCGUGAGGAUUAAACGGCGGGUGUCUGUGGGGGGGCUCCCUCCGUGGGGCCGUGGAUCUGCUCGGUGCGGCUCAGACUAAGGAGGAAGAGGAGGAGGAGGAGAAACGGCAGCAGCAGGAGGAGGAGGAGGAAGAGGAGUGUCGGUGCGGCGGCUCCGACGGUCAGUCGGUAAACAGUCUGUGAGCAGACGGUCGGUGACGGACAGUAAGGGACAGGCGACUGAUGAAGAGGAGGAUGCUGCUGCUUCAUCUGGGCGGUCAUGUGACUUAUGGUGGACGAUGGCCUGUCAGCGCUGAGCGAGCUUCCAGCAGGCAGCAGGUCUGAGGUGAGGCAGGAGGAUCAUGGGAGAUGGAGGCCCACUGCAGACCGAGGGAACCCUCCUCAAAGCCGUCUUCCAGGGGCUGCGACUGACCCGUCUGUUGCUGGAGGGCGGUGCCUACAACGAGGGAAAUGAGCGUGGCGAGACGCCGAUCUCGCCGCCUGCUGGCAGCUACGAUGACCAGCAGACCCGGCAAAAGGAUGGUGCGAAGUCGCUGGAGAAAGGCGCCGAUCCAAACAUCCCCGACAAGAGCGGUCGCACGGCACUCAUGCAUGCCUGUGCUGAGCAGCGGGGAAGGAGGUGGUUCACUCUGCGUGGGGAGAACGGAGCAGAUCCAGCCUCAAGGAUUAUUCUUUCCUCUGCACUGUCCAUGCCAUGCAACAGGGGAACGUGACACACUGCAGUUCUGCUGGAUGCUGCAAGCCAAAGGCAAGGAGGUCAUCAGACCACCGACACGUCUCCAUCUGGCACCAGAAGACCAAACGGAUACCUCAACGCCCGCCGCCCUCGCUGCAUAGUGGACAAACUGUCUCCGGCCUAGUCGCCUUCCGACGUGGAAUCGGCACUCAUCACGCUGCGGACAAGAGUAAAGAUGGAGAGGCAUCUUCAGCUUCUCUCCUCUGCGCUACUUUACCUUCAGCUCGCCACAGGUGAGAAGAGACCGCCACCUCGGUAAAUGCUGAAGAGGCUGAAUCGGAGCCCUGGGGGACUGGUGGCGCCCUCGGUGCUGAGUGCCGUUCCUCUGGACAGGGUGGAAGGCGGCCCUGGCGGAGAAGGCGACCUGAGUAGGACAAUCACUGAGAUGAAUGGCCUGUCCAUGGAACCGGUCAGACCUCUGCUGUCACGGCGACACAGCAUCGAGACCCAUGACCCCUGUUCCCCCAAACUCGACCGGUCCUGCUCGGAGGACUGUGCCGCUUUGUCAGGUCCAUCCUGGGCCGACAAAGUCCAGGAGCACCAGAUCCUGUACCGUAGGAACACCGCUCCAGAGUCACAGGAGAACGCCGGAGGAUCUGGGGCAGUUGGAGCCCGGACCCUGGCUCACCCCAAACUGACCCGGAUGGAGCACUACGAGUCAGACACCCACCUCUGCCCUGAGUCCAUCCCCGGAUCUCCAGACUCCGGUCGGGUGUCCGUGGAGCGUAGGAGGUACAACGCCUCUCCCCUGUCCCUGGUCACGAGUUCAUCGCGGGAGUCUCUGGAGAACAUUCCCAACUCAGUGUCCCCCAUCAUGAUGCGUCGGCGCCCCCCAGGCCUCCUGGAGCGCCGGGGCUCCGGGACCCUGCUGCUGGACCACAUCUCCCACACCAGGCCAGGCUUCCUGCCGCCACUGAACAUCAACCCACAGAGACCCAUCCCUGACAUCCGGGCCAACGGCAAGCCCACUUCUCCGAUCCACUCUGGACACAAGAUCCUGGUCCCGGUGGCCCCCUCACCCAAACGGGGGCCCGACUUCAAAAUGAAGAAGAAGCUGAUGAGAAGACACUCAAUGCAGACAGAGCAAAUGAAGCAGCUUUCCACCUUCCAGGAGAUCCUGGCCGAGAAGGUCAUCGAGUCAAAUGGCGAUUGAUGACAGAAGGUUGAAGAGGGAUUGGUAGCUUGCAGAGACGUUACUGGGUUGAAGCUUCUCGACCAAU
Molecule: messenger RNA, 2138 nt
Organism: Acanthochromis polyacanthus (spiny chromis)
Lineage: Eukaryota; Metazoa; Chordata; Actinopteri; Pomacentridae
Product: ankyrin repeat domain-containing protein 34A
Source: RefSeq, a predicted model, not a curated record